AUGAUUUCUGGAUAUGGCCCUGUGUCUUGGGAUCCAUCAGUAGAAAUCAAGACUGAACCAGAAUUGUACGAGUCCAAUGAAGAUGAUGUGAAAUAUUCAUACACAAUUGAUCCAUCAGUAAAUGAAGAUCCCUUAGCUUGCAGAAAGGAAAUUAAGACAGAAGGAGGUGUCUUUAUAUGGACAGAUCAUUUGAGAGUUCAUACCGGAGAGAAGCCGUUCAGGUGCUGUGAAUGUGACAAAGCAUUUUCUCAGAAAAGUGACCUCAGGACCCACAUGAUCAGUCACACUGGAGAGAGGCUGUUCUUAUGCACUGAAUGUGGGAAAGCAUUCUCCCGUAAAAAAGACUUGACAAGGCAUGUGAGGAUUCACACAGGAGAGAAGCCGUUUCGCUUGUAG
Macrobrachium nipponense is the source of this 396-nucleotide messenger RNA. Its product is annotated as gastrula zinc finger protein XlCGF7.1-like. The record is from RefSeq and is a predicted model, not a curated record. Gene Ontology annotation, cellular component: nucleus. The transcript has 2 exons. Gene Ontology annotation, biological process: regulation of transcription by RNA polymerase II. Gene Ontology annotation, molecular function: RNA polymerase II cis-regulatory region sequence-specific DNA binding; DNA-binding transcription factor activity, RNA polymerase II-specific. Bases 1 to 396 code for a protein of 131 amino acids. Lineage: Eukaryota; Metazoa; Arthropoda; Malacostraca; Decapoda; Palaemonidae.